CACAGUUUCAAGAUGGAGCAAAGCGAGUAGGCAAGGAUGUGAUCAAGAUAACUGUAAGGAAUAAUAAUGUGUAUGUUUGUGUGUAACGUAACGUAACGUAACGUAACGAGCAGCCAGCCAAUCUGGAGUAUUCAAGAACUGAACCACCGUUAGCACCCUGCAACCCAAAUAGUAAUAUAGUCAUACACCACCAGUCAUCACCAUCCAGUAUGCCAGCUCUAGUCGCCAGUCCCACUCCAUCAUCGCCUACACCAACUAGACAUGAUCCAAGUCUUCAACGGCUGAUAUUAGCAUUGGAUCAAAUUCCAAAUAAAAUAGAUGUAAGACAAGAAGAUUUGAUUUUUCUAAAUAAUUUGCUGCAAAGUUCAGAAUUACAAGCACUACUCAAGAUCCAUGGUAAAGUGUCGACAAAUGAAUGUAUAGAACCAUGUCCUGUGGCAUCCAAUGCAUCCCAGAUAGCGUAUGAUGUUGGUGAUGAUUUACGGAGUAAACCUAUGAAUUCAGAUGCCAAGGAAUUAUAUCAAAUACUAGCAUUUCCACAUUUCCAAGCAUUAUUAGAAUGUCAUGACAAGAUUGCCAGUAAAGAUUUUAUGCCAAGAUUACCUGAAUUACCGCUAGAUAUAGAUGAAGGAGAACCGUCUGUUAAAAUAGUUAGACUUGUGAAAAGCAAUGAACCACUGGGUGCAACAAUUAAGUGUGAUGAAGACAGUGGUAUGAUAGUAAUAGCUCGUAUUAUGCAUGGCGGUGCUGCCGAUAGGAGCGGUGUGAUACACGUUGGUGACGAGGUGCAUGAAGUUAACGGUAUUCCAGUUAAAGGAAAAGAACCAGAUGAUGUCGUGAGUAUACUGGCUGGUAUCAAUGGCACCAUAACUUUUAAAUUAGUACCGGCAGAAUUAGAGUUUGAAAAUAGAAUAUACCGGGAAAGCCAGGUUAGGGUACGAGCACACUUUGAUUAUGAUCCCAAAGACGAUAAAUUAAUCCCUUGCAAGGAAGCUGGAUUAGGAUUUAAUAAAGGGGAUAUAUUACAUAUCGUAAAUCAAGAUGAUCCUACUUGGUGGCAAGCCCGGAAAGAAGGAGAUAAAAACCAACGUGCCGGAUUAAUCCCCGGAAGACAAUUACAAGAAAGACGAGAAGCGUUGAAGAGAACGACUCCAUCGUCUCCAGCAUUCCAACGAGAACAAGGGUCUCCAGGGUUACGCGGAUCAGGAAGAGGUAGUACUAUUAGAAAUAGUAAACGAAAAACAAGAAAAAUAAUGUAUCAUGCCAAAGAAAAUGACGAAUAUGAUAACGAAGAGAUUAUAGUUUUUGAUGAAGUAGCAAGGUUUCAGGUUACACCUGGCAGAUAUAGGCCCAUUGUAAUGAUAGCUGCUCCCGGUGUUGGAAGAAAUGAACUAAAAAGAAGAAUUAUAGCGAGUGAUCCAAGUCAUUUUAAAGCCACAAUACCUCAUACAUCACGACCUAAGAAACCAACAGAAGUUGAAGGCAAGGAAUACCAUUUUUUAUCUCGUCUACAAAUGGAAUCGGAUAUACAAAACAAUAGAUUUAUUGAGCAUGGUGAAUAUAAAGGCAAUCUAUAUGGAACUAGUCUAGACGCUAUAUACGAUGUUGUCAAUUCAUCUAAAGUCUGUAUUUUGAAUGUGCAUCCUCAGGCAAUCAAACUUUUACGAAUAUCUGAUUUGAAGCCUUACAUUGUGUUCGUCAAACCACCGUCAAUUGAUAGACUACGUAUGACAAGAUUGUCAGCUCAAGCCAAGUCUACGUUAGAUCCAACGCUUACGAGGACAUUCAGUGACGAAGAACUGCACGAGAUGAUCGCCACAUCACAGCGAAUUGAAGCAUUAUACAGUCACUACUUUGAUUACACGUUAAUCAAUGACGACUUACAAGUAGCGUACAGCGAACUACGGGUCAUAGCGUACAGAGUAGAACACGAACCACAGUGGGUUCCUGCAGGCUGGGUUAGAUAACCAAGGACACGAAUUACAUAUCGAGUAUAACCUUUGAGCAUCUUGCAUGAACCGUAUAUCACCCCUUUGCAUGGAUUAUCAUACCCGGUGACCUCUAUCGAAAUUUGUAUUUCACUUGCCUCGGCAGAAAGUAUAGAUGUUACGUGUUACAGAUAUUUUGUAGAUAAACCUUAUAUAUACAUUCUUAUAUUCCAAUUAAUUCUAAGAUAGCAAUAUCAUACACGUGUAUAUUAUAGACAUCUAGAAUCAUUAUUAUAUUACAAAGUACUUUUUUUUUAAAAAAAACACAUU
Saccoglossus kowalevskii is the source of this 2258-nucleotide messenger RNA. RefSeq names its product MAGUK p55 subfamily member 7-like. Gene Ontology annotation, molecular function: protein binding. Lineage: Eukaryota; Metazoa; Hemichordata; Enteropneusta; Harrimaniidae. The record is from RefSeq and is a predicted model, not a curated record.